This is a messenger RNA of Scomber japonicus (chub mackerel), 1152 nucleotides long. RefSeq names its product UDP-Gal:betaGlcNAc beta 1,4- galactosyltransferase, polypeptide 2 (gene b4galt2). Gene Ontology annotation, biological process: carbohydrate metabolic process. The record is from RefSeq and is a predicted model, not a curated record. NCBI's taxonomy places the organism in Eukaryota, Metazoa, Chordata, Actinopteri, Scombriformes, Scombridae. The transcript has 7 exons. Gene Ontology annotation, molecular function: glycosyltransferase activity. The coding region runs from base 1 to 1152 and encodes 383 amino acids.
AUGACCCGGUUGAUGUUGGGCCGGACUCUGGAGCGCAUCUGUAAAGGCGUCCUGCUGCUCUGCUUGCUCCACUUCAUCAUCAUGAUGAUCCUGUACUUCGACGUCUACUCCCAGCGUUUCGAUCUCUUCAGCCGUUUCAACAACGGCCGCAAUGGAUCCAGGAAUAAUGUUAGUGGAGCGGCAGGGAGUGGACAUCAUUUUUACUAUUACAACCUUUCAAGGCCUAAUGCAACAUUAGCCAGCUACAUGGCCACAGGUGAGCAGCUGGUGCCAAGCGUGCAGCCUGAGACCAACCAGACGCCUUCCCCGAAGCCGCUGCCUCCUUGCCCUGAGAACCCGCCUGGCCUGGUGGGACGUUUGUUGAUCGAGUUCAGCUCCCAGAUGACGAUGGAACGAGUGCAGAAAGAAAACCCCAAUGUGACGGAGGGAGGCCGCUACACCCCCCCUGACUGUCGGCCUCGAUGGAAGGUCGCCAUCAUCAUCCCGUUCCGUCACAGGGAAAACCACCUGAAGUACUGGCUCCACUACCUCCACCCUAUACUUAGACGUCAGAAGAUUGAUUACGGCAUCUACAUCAUCAACCAGCUGGGUGAGGAAACCUUCAAUCGUGCCAAGCUGUUGAAUGUUGGCUACACGGAGGCUCUGAAGGAAGCAGAAUAUGACUGCUUCAUCUUCAGCGAUGUGGACCUGAUCCCCAUGGACGACCGCAAUCUCUACCACUGCUAUGACCAGCCGAGACACUUUGCAAUUGCCAUGGACAAAUUUGGUUUCAGGCUGCCCUAUGCUGGCUACUUUGGAGGAGUUUCAGGCCUCAGUAAAAAACAGUUUCUGAAGAUCAAUGGCUUCCCAAAUGAGUACUGGGGCUGGGGAGGAGAGGACGACGACAUCUACAAUAGGAUCACUCUGAAUGGGAUGAAGGUGUCCAGGCCAGACGUUCGCAUCGGUCGCUACAGAAUGAUUAAGCAUGAGAGAGACAAACACAACGAGCCCAACCCUCAGAGAUUCAAUAAAAUUCAGAACACGAAGAACACAAUGAAGAAGGAUGGCAUCAGUUCUUUGACCUACAGAGUGGUUCAGGUCAAGAGGUACCCUCUCUACACAAAUAUCUCUGUGGAGAUCGGCAAACCACCACCUCGGCCUAUUAAGGGCUAA